AAAAUGAGGAUCUAGAGUUUUAUGUGCAUGAAUUACACACAGUUGCAACAUGCAUGAAAGUAUAUAGUACUUUCGUUAACCCUCUAAAUGGACCUUAAAUGUGGCCUAAGACUGACAGAGUUAAUCCCUUAAUCCCACCAACCCCUAUUAAGGAUAAGAGAGGUAGAAAGAAGACAAUGAAAAGGAAAGAGGCUGAAGAAUUGGAGCAGGCAGCAGAGAAAGGAAAUUUGGAAAGAAAGGCCUGGUGAAUAUGAAAUGCAGUUUGUGUGGUAUUGUUGGGCAUAACAAGAGAUUUCAUGGAUUAGCCAACACUGGAGCUCCAAAAAGUAAAAAAAGAAGAAAGGAUAACAUCAUCACCUACACUGCAGAUUAUUCUACCAGUAGAAUUGAAGUGCAUCCUCAACAUAAUGAAAGUGAAACAAGAUCAGUCCCUAUCCGACCACAAUGGAUGAUGGAUAUUGACAGUCAAAUACUUGGGAAUGAACCAGCAACACGGAGAAGUAGUGCAACUCAGUCUUUUCCUGUACCACCAUAUACUGCAUACAAUAAAGAGACUUUGAGGAGAAAUAGCGAUUCAGUCACCUCAAAGGCCAACUGUUUCCAAGCUGCCUAUAAGGAAAAAGCAUCCAGUAAACACAAAGCAACCAUGGAAAUAAUUAGAAUAUAAAAAUUACUGUAUUUUUUAUUUUUCAAGGCCUAAAUUUGGCCUAAACAGUUGAAUUUUUUUUUUUUUUGAAGGCCUAAAUUUGGCCAAACACUUUUCUUUCCGUCCUUCAAGAGCUGUUGGCAUAGUUUAUGCCAAACGCAAUUUGGCAUAAUUUAUUUGAUAGGAAUUCCAUUAUGAAAUGCCGU
Messenger RNA from Jatropha curcas, 852 nucleotides. RefSeq lists its product as uncharacterized. The record is from RefSeq and is a predicted model, not a curated record. NCBI's taxonomy places the organism in Eukaryota, Viridiplantae, Streptophyta, Magnoliopsida, Malpighiales, Euphorbiaceae.